Molecule: messenger RNA, 4929 nt
Organism: Terrapene triunguis (Three-toed box turtle)
Lineage: Eukaryota; Metazoa; Chordata; Testudines; Emydidae
Gene: PIK3CA
Product: phosphatidylinositol-4,5-bisphosphate 3-kinase catalytic subunit alpha
Exons: 21
Coding region: 454-3660 (1068 amino acids)
Biological process (GO): cell migration; phosphatidylinositol-3-phosphate biosynthetic process; phosphatidylinositol 3-kinase/protein kinase B signal transduction
Cellular component (GO): phosphatidylinositol 3-kinase complex, class IB; phosphatidylinositol 3-kinase complex, class IA; cytoplasm
Molecular function (GO): 1-phosphatidylinositol-3-kinase activity; 1-phosphatidylinositol-4-phosphate 3-kinase activity
Source: RefSeq, a predicted model, not a curated record
CAGUCUGAACAUGAUUCCCUCUUUCAGCAGUUGGCAAUCAGUAGACUGUGCACAACGUCAAGAAGCAUCUAACAGUGUUGAGAGAAGAUGGAAGCAAUGAAGGUGUGGCAUGAUAGUCUGAGGGUAACUGUGGUCAUGGGUGAAAAGGCCUGUCACUUCUGUAAUGAAUUUAAUCGAAUGUUGGCAUGUCAAAACACUGAAGUUUCUGAUGCUUUUUGAAAGUAAUUCACCUUCACCUUGCUACAAGAAUGAGGCCAGCUACUACAAAGAUGAAAAUGAACUAAAGACUGUGGACAUGAAGCUUCAGGCACAAGGAGAGCAACAAUAAGUAGUGGAUAAAUGUUGAUUAUCAAACAGAUGAUUGGAGAUGAGGAGCCUUCUUUGUAAGGUCUCUCCUGUAGGAAUCUGUGCUUAAACUGGUUUCUGUUGUAAGUUUACCAAAAGAUUAAGAAGAUGCCUCCAAGACCAUCAUCUGGUGAACUAUGGGGCAUCCAUUUGAUGCCACCAAGGAUCCUUGUAGAGUGUCUUCUACCUAAUGGAAUGAUAGUGACUCUAGAAUGCCUCCGUGAGGCCACACUACUGACUAUCAAGCAUGAACUCUUCAAAGAAGCAAGAAAAUACCCUCUUUAUCAGCUCCUUCAAGAUGAAUCUUCUUACAUUUUCGUAAGUGUUACACAAGAAGCCGAAAGAGAAGAAUUUUUUGAUGAAACACGGCGACUUUGCGACCUGCGGCUCUUUCAGCCUUUUUUAAAAGUCAUUGAACCAGUAGGCAACAGAGAAGAAAAGAUUCUUAAUCGGGAAAUUGGUUUUGCUAUUGGCAUGCCUGUCUGUGAAUUUGAUAUGGUUAAGGAUCCAGAAGUCCAGGACUUCAGAAGAAAUAUUCUUAAUGUUUGUAAAGAAGCAGUGGAUCUUCGAGAUGUGAAUGCACCCCAUAGUAGAGCAUUAUAUGUCUGUCCGCCAAAUGUUGAAUCUUCACCUGAACUGCCCAAGCACAUAUACAGUAAACUAGAUAAAGGGCAAAUAAUAGUGGUGAUAUGGGUAAUAGUGUCCCCGAACAAUGACAAGCAGAAAUAUACCUUAAAAAUCAACCAUGACUGUGUUCCUGAGCAAGUUAUUGCUGAAGCAAUCAGGAAAAAAACACGAAGUAUGUUGCUGUCAUCUGAACAACUAAAACUCUGCGUUUUAGAGUACCAGGGGAAGUAUAUUUUAAAAGUGUGCGGCUGUGAUGAAUACUUGCUAGAAAAAUAUCCUCUGAGCCAGUAUAAGUACAUAAGAAGUUGUAUAAUGCUUGGCCGAAUGCCCAACCUGAUGCUGAUGGCUAAGGAAAGCCUUUAUACCCAGCUGCCACUGGAUACCUUUACAAUGCCAUCUUAUUCCAGGCGGAUCUCUACAGCUACACCAUACAUGAAUGGUGAAGCUUCAGCCAAAUCUCUCUGGGUCAUAAACAGUGCUCUCAGGAUAAGAAUUCUUUGUGCCACCUAUGUAAAUGUAAACAUUCGAGACAUUGACAAGAUCUAUGUCCGAACUGGUAUCUACCAUGGAGGAGAACCAUUAUGUGACAAUGUGAAUACUCAAAGGGUACCUUGUUCCAAUCCCAGAUGGAAUGAAUGGCUGUCAUAUGACAUGUACAUUCCUGAUCUCCCACGUGCUGCUCGGCUUUGCCUUUCCAUCUGCUCUGUUAAGGGCAGAAAGGGUGCUAAGGAGGAACACUGCCCAUUGGCUUGGGGAAAUAUAAACAUGUUUGAUUAUACAGACACUCUUGUGUCUGGGAAAAUGGCUUUGAAUCUGUGGCCUGUGCCUCAUGGGCUGGAAGAUCUGCUAAAUCCUAUUGGCGUUACUGGGUCAAAUCCAAAUAAGGAAACUCCAUGUUUAGAGCUGGAAUUUGAUUGGUUUAGCAGCCCUGUAAAGUUUCCAGACAUGACAGUGACUGAAGAACAUGCCAAUUGGACAAUAUCUCGAGAACUAGGGUUUAACUACAGCCAUGCGGGGCUGAGUAACAGGCUAGCUAGAGAUAAUGAAUUAAGAGAAAGUGACAAAGAGCAACUCCGUGCAAUUUGUACUCGAGACCCUCUGUCUGAAAUUACUGAGCAAGAGAAGGACUUCCUUUGGAGCCACAGACACUAUUGUGUAAAUACCCCAGAAAUUCUACCAAAACUACUUUUGUCUGUUAAAUGGAACUCUAGAGAUGAAGUAGCCCAGAUGUACUGCUUGGUAAAAGACUGGCCUCCAAUCAAGCCAGAACAGGCAAUGGAGCUUUUGGACUGUAAUUACCCUGACCCAAUGGUGCGAGCAUUCGCAGUUCGGUGUCUGGAGAAGUAUUUGACAGAUGACAAACUGUCUCAGUACUUAAUCCAACUAGUACAGGUUCUGAAAUAUGAGCAAUAUUUGGAUAAUCUGCUGGUGAGAUUUUUACUCAAGAAGGCACUGACCAAUCAAAGGAUAGGACACUUUUUCUUUUGGCACUUAAAGUCUGAAAUGCACAAUAAAAAUGUAAGCCAGAGAUUUGGUUUACUUUUGGAGUCCUACUGUCGAGCAUGUGGGAUGUACCUAAAACAUUUGAGCAGGCAGGUGGAGGCUAUGGAGAAACUGAUAAACCUCACAGAUAUUCUCAAGCAGGAGAAGAAGGAUGAGACACAAAAGGUACAGAUGAAGUUUCUUGUUGAACAAAUGAGGCGGCCAGAUUUCAUGGAUGCUUUACAAGGCUUUAUUUCUCCUCUUAACCCUGCUCAUCAGCUGGGAAAUCUCAGGCUUGAGGAGUGCAGGAUUAUGUCCUCUGCAAAAAGGCCACUGUGGUUGAACUGGGAAAACCCAGAUAUUAUGUCUGAACUGUUGUUUCAAAACAAUGAGAUCAUCUUUAAAAAUGGAGAUGAUUUACGCCAGGACAUGCUGACACUUCAGAUCAUUCGAAUUAUGGAAAACAUCUGGCAAAAUCAGGGUCUUGAUCUACGGAUGUUGCCUUAUGGCUGUUUGUCUAUUGGUGAUUGUGUGGGACUUAUUGAGGUGGUGAGAAGCUCUCACACAAUUAUGCAGAUUCAGUGUAAAGGUGGUCUAAAGGGCGCAUUGCAGUUCAACAGCCACACCUUACAUCAGUGGCUCAAGGACAAAAACAAAGGAGAAAUGUAUGAUGCAGCUAUUGAUUUGUUUACACGCUCUUGCGCUGGCUAUUGUGUUGCUACCUUCAUAUUGGGAAUUGGUGAUCGUCACAAUAGUAACAUCAUGGUGAAAGAUGACGGACAACUGUUUCACAUUGAUUUUGGACACUUCCUGGAUCACAAGAAGAAAAAAUUUGGUUACAAACGAGAGCGUGUGCCAUUUGUCUUAACGCAAGAUUUCUUAAUAGUGAUUAGUAAAGGAGCCCAAGAAUGUACCAAAACAAGGGAAUUUGAAAGAUUUCAGGAGAUGUGUUAUAAGGCUUACUUAGCAAUUCGGCAGCAUGCCAAUCUCUUCAUAAAUCUCUUCUCCAUGAUGCUUGGCUCAGGAAUGCCAGAAUUACAGUCUUUUGAUGAUAUUGCAUACAUUCGAAAGACACUUGCACUGGACAAAAGUGAACAAGAAGCUCUAGAAUAUUUCAUGAAGCAGAUGAAUGAUGCUCAUCAUGGUGGCUGGACAACGAAAAUGGACUGGAUCUUCCACACAAUAAAGCAGCAUGCCUUGAACUGAAAUGAAAGUGAAGAAUUUAAAAAACUGAUAGCCCACUUAUGGGUGCUACACUGCACUGUUAAUAUUUGUCAGCAGCAAAGACUGGUUGCAUUGGAAUUGCACAAACCACAGACGGCAUUAGAAUUUACAGCAAGAGCAGAGAUGAAAUAUCCAGACGGUCAAAAAAAAAAGGGGGGUUCGGAUAGCACUAAAACUGUACACUUCAAAAUUAAGCUUUCAUGUGAUGUGCAAUUUCAUAUUAUGCCUUAAACUCAAAAAGGUAAACUUGAAAGAUUGGCAGGGUUUUUUUUGUUUCCUUUUAAUUUGGAUAAUUUGGGAAAAGGAAAAUCAUGCUAUCAUCAAAAAUAGUCCAUCACAUAUUACAGUAGGUCUAGUAUCACUUUAAAGAUUAUGUAGGGUUUCAAAGAGUUGAAAAGGAAGAAAACUUAGUGUUUUCAUGGUUAUUUAAAUAGUAGGUAUAGUGUUGAAACUGAAGGCGUUUUCAGCUCAAAGAUUUAAAAGAUUAAAGUGAGGGGACAGUUCCUUUUAAAUUUAGUCAGAGGCAUAAUAUAUUUUGGUUUUAAUUGAACCUUUGACUUCUGGAUCUGUCAUCUGCGCCAUUUUGAAAGAAGUAGGAAAUAAGCCUACUAUGUAUGGUAUUCUCCUGGACAGUAUUUGUAGGGAUGAAAUUUAUAGCUUCACAAAGAAACUCUGGUCCCCACCAUCCCAAAUGACUGGCUUAGAAAUUGAAUGGGCAGGAUAGGGUUUAGUGCAACAAAACAUUGUAGUGUUCACUUUGGGGUUUGAUUUAAUCUAACUCGAACACAAUAGAUUUUUUUCACACGUUUUCCAGAGCCUAGCGAAGGGUUAGUUAUUAAAAUUAUUGAAAGAUUAUUUUUAUAAAGGCUAUUUAUAUAAUAGGAACUAUUAAUAUAUAUUCUUUAUUUACAUGAUUUGUCCCAUAUUCACUCAUUUAAUUUUGCAACCCAGUUCUCUCUGUCCAAGACUCUCAUUGUCCAUCAUGUGACUGAUGGUGUUCAGCUGUACUCAUAGGACCAAAUUCAACCCUGGUGAAAAAGUAUACAAGUACCACUGAAAUCAGUGGGAGAUAUACCCACUUGUGCCAGAGGUGAACUUGGCCCAAGUCUCUUCAAAGAAUCUCAGGCAAUAUUCUUAACAUUACUUUGGGCUGGUCUGUAAUACCAUGGUAAGUUGACCUACAUUAUGCUACUUUAGUUACGUGAAUAACAUAACUGAAGUUGACAUAGAUUAGGUCGACUUAUCGCGGUG